AUGGACAGUGCUAUUACACUGUGGCAGUUCCUCCUUCAGCUCCUUCAGGAGCCUCAGAACAAGCAUAUGAUCUGUUGGACCUCUAAUGAUGGGGAAUUCAAGCUUUUGCAAGCAGAGGAGGUGGCUCGACUCUGGGGGAUCCGCAAGAACAAACCAAGCAUGAAUUAUGACAAAUUAAGCCGAGCUCUCAGAUACUACUAUGUAAAGAAUAUCAUCAAAAAAGUGAAUGGUCAGAAGUUUGUGUACAAGUUUGUCUCUUAUCCAGAGAUUUUGAACAUGGAUCCAAUGGCUGUGGGAAGGAUUGAGGGAGACUGUGAAACUUCAGGCUUCAAUGAAGUCAUCACCAAUUCAAAAGAUUUGGAGAAUGGAGGGAAAGAGAAGCCUCCUCAGCCAUGUGCCAAGGCCUCCAGCCGUAAUGAUUAUAUACACUCUGGCCUCUACUCUUCAUUUACUCUCAAUUCUUUGAACUCCUCCAAUGUAAAACUUUUCAAGCCUAUAAAAAUUGAGAAUCCAGCAGAGAAACUGGCAGAAAAAAAAUCUCCCCAGGAACCAACACCUUCAGUCAUCAAAUUUGUGACAACACCCUCCAAAAAGUCAUCAAUUGCACCUAUUCCUUCUACCAUUUCAGCUGGCCCAACUAUUUCCACAGCUUCAGAAGAAACUCUCCAAGCCUUGGAGACUCUAGUUCCUCAAAAGUUGGCUUCUCCAGAAACUCCACCUUCCAUACCCAAUAUUACAACAACUUUUACCACCACACCUCCUGUUUCUUCCAUAUCUCCUUCUUUGCAGGAUCCUUCCAGAUCACCAUCACCACCCUUGAGUCCUAAUGCAGACUUAGACAUUGACACAGACAUUGACUCAGUGGCUUCUGUGAGUCUCUCUCAGAACUUUUCAUUGGAGGCCAAAGACCAGGAGUUAGCACUGCUAGAGAAAGAGAGCACAAAUCAUUCAUCAAGGUCCAAGAAACCCAAAGGGCUAGAGCUGGCACCGACUCUGGUGAUCACAGGAAGUGAUCCAAGCCCCCUGGGAAUAUUGAGUCCCUCUCUCCCUACAGCUUCUCUCACUCCUGCACUUUUUUCACAGACUCCUAUCUUACUGACACCAAGUCCCUUGCUCUCCAGUAUACACUUUUGGAGCACUCUGAGUCCUGUUGCUCCUUUAAGUCCAGCCAGACUGCAAGGUGCUAACACCCUUUUCCAGUUUCCUUCAGUCCUGAACAGUCAUGGGUCAUUUACUCUGUCUAGCCUGGAUGGACCAUCCACACCUGGCCCCUUUUCUCCAGAUCUGCAAAAAACAUAG
Molecule: messenger RNA, 1299 nt
Organism: Gracilinanus agilis (Agile Gracile Mouse Opossum)
Lineage: Eukaryota; Metazoa; Chordata; Mammalia; Didelphimorphia; Didelphidae
Gene: ELK4
Product: ETS transcription factor ELK4
Exons: 4
Coding region: 1-1299 (432 amino acids)
Biological process (GO): cell differentiation; regulation of transcription by RNA polymerase II
Cellular component (GO): nucleus
Molecular function (GO): sequence-specific DNA binding; DNA-binding transcription factor activity, RNA polymerase II-specific
Source: RefSeq, a predicted model, not a curated record